Molecule: messenger RNA, 3866 nt
Organism: Lycium barbarum (goji berry)
Lineage: Eukaryota; Viridiplantae; Streptophyta; Magnoliopsida; Solanales; Solanaceae
Product: F-box/kelch-repeat protein At3g23880-like
Exons: 3
Coding region: 2100-3374 (424 amino acids)
Molecular function (GO): protein binding
Source: RefSeq, a predicted model, not a curated record
AAAAGAGAACCCUCUAGACAAUACUCAAUAUCUUUCUCUUUUCAAAUUUUAUUCUUUUUAAACUAUACUACAUUUUUUCCACAAUAAUUUACAUUUACAUUAGGUUAAGGUUGUAUAUGGAUGAUUGAUUAUUAAUGAUCUGAUUGUUCUUUAAAAAAAUUUUAAGGAGUAUUAUUUGCUAGUCCAUUAUGCUACUCAUCUAUUGUUUUAGCUUGCCCAGCUAUUUGCCGCUCGAUUAUGCUACUCAUCUGCUUAUCCACAAUCUUUCUCUCUCUUUUUUGUUUUUGGCAGAAAAAAUUGCUAAGAAGCUUUUUGCUGUGACAAUUUUGGAGCAGAAGAAAAUUGAGAAAUAUGGUCAUUGUAGACAAGGCGGUCAACGAUGAUAAAUUCGCUAUCGUUUUACACCCUAUCACUAUGAGAAACUUUAGCUUUUUCGUGGAGAUACAAUUCUUAUCAAGGUUUUCAACGUGAUCUUCUAACUGAAAGUCUCUAAAUUGUAUGUGGAUUUUUUUCUUGAUAAAUAUCUACAUAAUUUAUGAUAAUUAUUUAGUAAUGUUUUGAUGAUAACUUUUCAGGGAUACGAUUUUCAACUAUCUAAUAGCGUAGUGUUUGAAUUAUUUAAUGGUGUAGCGUUUGAACUACUUAAUGGCUUAUUUGUUGUUUGCAUAAGUUCUCGGUAUAUUUCUCGCAUAUUUUACAGUUUAUUGUCGGUAAACAUAUUUUUAGCGUUUCUUCUUUGUGUCUUUUUGUGCUCUUCAAUUAUGUCUUUAUAUUUGCUUACAAAGAUAAAUUUUCCUAACAUAGUUUGGUUUUGAUAUUUUUUUUCCCCGUUCCUCUAUUUCUUAAUAUUGAAGUCCUUUAAUUUUAUGUUGUUUUGGCUUUAUUUUUCGAAAGUGAUGCAAACAUGAACAUGCGCUCUAAGUUACAAGGACACAAUAUUGAAACAAGAACAAGCUAGGCUUGUAGUAUCAUCGAUUGAAAACCUUGUCAUUGGAUCAAAGGAAACGGUCGUUGUUGGACCCGUAAAUGUGCAAACUGAUUCUGUUGAAGCUUUGCCAUCAUCUCAAACUUCAAUAGUGUACACAUGAUCUAACUUAAUUAGUAAUUUUUAUGAAAAAUGAAAUAACUCAAUAUACACAUCUCUUCAUGUUUAAUUAGUUAUAUUGUUGCAGGAUGGAGACAAGAAGAGGUUUAUGAGAAUUUGUUAUGUCGAAGAGGUUCAUGAGAAUUUGUUACGUCCCUUAUAUCUUGCGCACAUAAAAGUUGGUUUGUAUAUUUCUUUAAUUAUGGAUUGAUGAUAACAUAUUUUUCAAUAUCGAUAUAAGGGUUUAACCUAAUACUUAUGACUUUAAGAUCAACUCAGGUUUUUUCUGCUCAAUUUUGGUGAAUCACCAGUGCUAUAAACAUUAUUAUGACAAUAAUAGAUGGCUUCCAUGUGCGAGGAUUAUGCUACCUAAAUAUGGGUUUUGAUAAUUGAGAUGAGUUUGUUCAUAUGAAGCAUGAAAUACCUUGCAAACUGAAGGCUUAAGUUUGCACAAACGAUGAGUAUUCACAUGGUUUAGAAAUUAGAUAUUCAUUAAUUUUGUCAAAAUUUAUGGAGAGGCAAAUAUCACAUCAAUUAAAGGUCAAUUUUCUUUAUGAUUAUUAUGUAGUUUUUGAAUUUCAUAUUUACCCCCCCUAAUAUUCAGGAAUUUCAAAGGCUCAAAUAUGCCCCUAACGUUUGCGAAACUGAAUAAAUAUGUCCUCCAAUAUUUUCCGUUAACUCAAAGGCAUGUAUGGCAAAAAAAAAAAAAAACGUUAGGGGCAUCUUUGUACCAACCUUUUAAUGAUGGGCAAAUGUGUAAAAUUUCGCAAUGGUUAGGAGCAUAGCCUUUGCCAUUUAUAAUAUAAGAGUAAAAUUUUACAUACUUAACUCCAACUUAGUUAAAUACUCUUGUAAAAAGAAAAGAAAAAUAGAGUGGAUGGGGGUAAGUAGAAGGACCAGUUAGUAAAUCCAACGAGAAUACAAGCAACCGCAGAACUGUGGAGAGUGAGAGAAAGAGAGAGCAACCCUAGCAAGCAUCUCCAACAUCAGAAACUUUAUCCUAUGAAUUAUCAUAAUGUUACCAGAGAAGAAGAAGAGUAAAUCGAUUUCAAAUAUUGGAAAGGGUAAUCUUUUCAAUCAAAUUACAAUUAGCAAUGGAGAAGAAGCAAGUCAAAAGUUUAAUCAGAAGAAGAAGAAAUCAGAUCAAAUUUGUAAAGGGAAGAAUAGUACAGAGCAGAUGGAUGUUGAUAAGCGAACUCACUUCCAAGAGGAAAUUCUUGCGGACAUCCUCAACAGAUUACCUGUGCGGUCUCUUCUCCGAUUCAAAUGUGUUUCAAAAUUAUGGGAAACAUUGAUCUCCGAGCCUUACUUUAAGAUGACGCAUCUCAAUCAUGCCAAGAAUGAACAGAAUUCCCAAAAACUUCUUAUACGUUGCCUUGAAAAUGAUUUAUAUUCCAUGUAUUGUGUUCCUUUAUCAUCGUCGGUUCAACCUGUUGAGAAUGUACGAAAACUUGAUUUCUCUGUCAUCUCUAGACCAUAUAACUGCGCAAUCCGUGGUUGUUGUGAUGGGUUGGUUGUUAUCCAUGUUAAUGAUAAUAUUGAUGGUCGACGCACUAUACAUUUGCUAUGGAACCCCUCCACAGGAGAAUCAAUACUACUUCCCAAUCCAGAGCUUCCAAAGCGGGAAGAAUCUCGUUUGGGAUUGGGUUAUGACUCAACUUCUGGUGGCUAUAAGAUCCUUAAAAUUCACACUAACAUAGAUCGUCCUGGUGAAAUUCUUGCGCUGAAAAGUAGUUCCUGGAGAAAUAUUGAUAAACAUCCUCGUGGCAUUUGCAAUGAGAUCGAAGCUAUGCAGUCUUUGCCAAUUGUAAACGAGGCAUUUCAUUGGAUCGGUAUUUUUGGAAGUCAUUCUGUGGUUUCAAGAAAUUAUUUGGUGGUUUCAUUUAGUAUUUCAAGUGAAGUGUACGGAGAGAUACCUUUGCCAGAGCAAAUUUUAUGCUCGAAGGCCAAAAUCAUUAUUGGCGUUUCAGUAUUGGAAGGUAUGCUUUGUGUUUAUUCUAAUUCUUAUCUUCAGAGGAAGGCAGCUUUAAAGUUAUGGGUAUUGAAAGACUAUGGUGUCAAGGAAUCUUGGACUACAUUGUUAACUAUCGAAGGUCCUUGGAUUGAUAAGGCCAUGCCGAAAUAUAGGUUUGCGGAUGGUGAACUGCUAUUUUGGUGCCUAAGUCAUAAAUGUACAGGGCAUGCUUUUAGGACAUCCAGAGGGCCAUUUAGAUUAUGGCCUCGAUGUGAUAUCCUUCAGACUGGAAUCACUUUUACAGAAAGCUUGAUCUCUCCAAAAUCACUUAUUUAGUGUUGGCUUAUGUAUGAUCGGUCUGCUUUACUUGAGCCGAGGGUCUAUCGGAAACAGUCUUUCUACCUAUAAAGGUAGGAUAAAGUCUGCGUACACUCUAUCCUCCUCAGACCCUACUUGUGAGAUUACAUUGGGUAUGUCGUUGCUUAUGUAUGAUCCAGGCACUUUUAAUCUUUUUUCGGUUACCAUGUUACAACCUCUAAUUAGUUUUUCUAUUGCUCGCUAGUUUUUAAGUCUCAAAAUGUAUUUACCAAAGAUGUCAGCUUGCUUAUUUCUUGUUCUCAGAGAAACAACAGGAGUGAUUUCUUUGCUAAGAAAGACAUGGUUACCCCCUCGUCUCUUGUACCUAUUAUUGUUUGUCUAGUCUUAUAUAAUAGUGUAAUUGUUUUGAAUAAAUGCACUGUCUAUGCUUCAGCUGUAGUUCAGUGGAACAGUUCCUACCUGGAUUAGAGGAAGAGACCUUAUUCAAGAGAAGAGGAUUAUAUAUCUCAA